Messenger RNA from Atta colombica, 1065 nucleotides. RefSeq names its product IQ domain-containing protein G-like. Gene Ontology annotation, cellular component: cytoplasm; motile cilium. Gene Ontology annotation, molecular function: protein binding. The transcript has 4 exons. Gene Ontology annotation, biological process: cilium organization. The coding region runs from base 7 to 1065 and encodes 352 amino acids. The record is from RefSeq and is a predicted model, not a curated record. Lineage: Eukaryota; Metazoa; Arthropoda; Insecta; Hymenoptera; Formicidae.
GAUGAGAUGCAGAAUGCGGAAAUGAAAGUUUCACCAUUCACGCCACUAGAAGCAGCCGCUAUAUCCUCUGUCCUAGAAGAAUGUUUAAAUCAGCUCGCCAUAAUCGGAUUCAUUAUACCAGCCAACGUCGAUCCACGCUGGGAUGAUUCGUUCAAGACAAUCGACGAGACAUACGGGAUGCCUGAUGAACCUGAAAUUAUCUUCAGAGAAGACAUGGGCCUGUUACCAAUUGUACCUACGAAGGCUGAAAAAUUGCAGAGAGAAAGGAACUACAUAAGUGAAGUCCUAAAAAAAGUCCUUCACGAAAUGAAGAAUCAUAGAACAUUUGAUAGUCUGCAAAAAGAGGUUUAUAAUAUCGCGAAGAAACUUGAAGACGAACGUAAUCUUGAAGAAAGCGCCCAGAUGUGGCUCAGCCAAGCUGAACAACUUCGAGAGCAACUAGAAUCCAAUAAAAAAGCGAACGAGGAAGACAGGAAAAACACGAUAAAACUCGCACAAGAAAGCGACGCGCGAGUCGAUCACGCGAUAUUCAUAAAUAAUGGAAAAUUGGGCUAUGCGGAAAAAUGGGCGAAAGCUAGAUUGGAGCAGCAGGAACUUAAACUGAAUCUACAAAAUAAAGAUAUGCUGAACAAAUUGAGUGAAUAUUCAAAGGAGUACAAUGCGGAACAGGCUGUUUCGGCUGAAACACAUACUUAUUUAGAAGCAAAUAUCAAAGAGAAAGAAGAGCAGAUAGAUAUGUGGACGAAGAAAUAUAAUGAGGAGAUUGUGGAACGACAGGAAGAAAUCGAUGAAUUAAAGAAAUUAAUAGAAGAACAAAAAUUAGAAAUAGAAGAAAUACGCACUUUAAUGAAUAAACGACAGGAAUUUAUUGACGAAUGCAUUGCUGAAGAAAAAAGAUUGAAAGAAGAAGAGAAGCUAAAUAAAGCCGCAACUAUUAUCCAAUCGACAUGGAGAGGUUAUAUGGUAAGAAAACAAUUAGGAAAAUAUAAAGGCCUGUGGAAACAAUUGAAAAAGCGGAAGAGAUUACGCCAAAAAAAGAAAAUGAAAAAAAGAGGCAAAAAAUAA